Molecule: messenger RNA, 2027 nt
Organism: Meriones unguiculatus (Mongolian gerbil)
Lineage: Eukaryota; Metazoa; Chordata; Mammalia; Rodentia; Muridae
Gene: B3gnt8
Product: UDP-GlcNAc:betaGal beta-1,3-N-acetylglucosaminyltransferase 8
Exons: 2
Coding region: 725-1894 (389 amino acids)
Cellular component (GO): membrane
Molecular function (GO): protein N-acetylglucosaminyltransferase activity
Source: RefSeq, a predicted model, not a curated record
UGGCUGCUCCUGAGAAGUUGGGGGAGGUGCAGGCCCCUAACUCAGGGCCUGUCAGCGCACCCCACUUCACCUUCUCUUGCUUUCGCGUGGCUCCCCGCUCUCCCUCCUUUCCUCUCUGGGUCCUCCGGGGCUCCGCAGCUCGUUAGCCUGGCUAGUUAGCUCCGUUCUGACCCCAUCCACCUGUGCGCGCCUCUCCUGCCUCACCCUUUCUCUGCUCUUCUAGUCGCCUGCCAAGGUCUCCCAGGUUCUUUGUUUUUGUUUUCCUACAUCCCUAUAGCCCCUCGCAGCCCCUGCAAACACCACACCUUCUCACCCGCAACCCCACCUGCCCCGCACUUUCCUCGACCUAGACCCCUGGCCUCCCUCCUCUUUGCUCCCUGGGACCGCCCGCCGCACGGUUCGGGUCCACGGCUUUGGCCACCCCUGUACCUCUCCCGCUGGCUCACCAGAAAACCAGCCCUAACUCGCCAGGGUGCGUCCCCCGUCUGCCUCCUCUUCCCGGCCCCGCCCCGGCUCCUCCCGGCCCCAGGGGCCCUCCCGCCCCUCCAGACUCCAGCGCGGGCUGGGCCGGCCGCCUGAGGACGCAGAGCCGCGAGGAGGGCAGGGCUUGACCUGAGGACCCCCAGAGCUGGCGGAGGCUGGACCCCGAGGUACCCGGGGCCCCAGGCCCUGGGGUGGGGUUCCUGGAGGAGGCCCACGAGUGGCCCUUUCCCUGGGCCGGGUCAUGCGCUGCCGCAAGUGCCAGCUCUGCCUGUCAGCCCUGCUCACACUCAUGGGCCUCAAGGUGUACAUCGAGUGGACAUCUGAGUCCUGGCUUAACAAGGCUGAACCCCGGGGCCCCCAGCCCAGCCCCACACCGCCCUUCGCUGAGCCCACCCUGCCCGCCAACCUCUCGGCUCGCCUGGGUCAGACCGCGCCACUGUCCCGAGCUUACUGGAACCAUCAGCAGCACCACCUGGGAGCGCUGCCCAGCACGGACUGUCAGGCGUGGGGGGCUGUCGCUGCCUCGCAGAUCUUGGACUUCUUCUUGUACCCCCAGGACCUUCAGCGCUUCUUGCUGUCGGCGGCCUGCAGGAGCUUCCCACCAUGGCUGCCGGCAGGGGCGGGCAGCCCUGUGGCCAGCUGCUCGGAUAAAGAUGUCCCCUACCUGCUACUUGCUGUCAAGUCAGAACCAGGCCACUUCGCAGCUCGGCAGGCCGUGAGGGAGACCUGGGGCAGCGCAGCCGCUGGGACCCGGCUGCUCUUCCUGCUGGGGUCCCCGCUGGGAAUGGGGGGGCCUGACCUAAGGUCGCUGGUGACUUGGGAGAGCCAGCGCUACGGUGACCUGCUGCUCUGGGACUUCCUGGACGUCCCCUACAACCGGACUCUCAAAGACCUGCUGCUGCUGACCUGGCUGAGCCGCCACUGCCCCGGGGUCAGUUUUGUCCUGCAAGUUCAGGACGAUGCCUUUGUGCACACCCCUGGCCUGCUGGAGCACCUGCAGACUCUGCCCCCUACCUGGGCCCCAAGCCUCUACCUGGGUGAGGUCUUCACCCAUGCCAAACCGCUGCGCAAGCCUGGAGGGCCCUUCUAUGUGCCCAAGACCUUCUUUGAGGGUCACUACCCUGCCUACGCGGGUGGCGGGGGCUAUGUCAUCUCCGGACGCCUGGCUCCCUGGCUGCUGCGGGCUGCGGCCCGCGUGGUCCCUUUCCCCUUUGACGACGUCUACACUGGUUUCUGCUUCCGGGCCCUGGGCUUACUGCCCCGUGCCCACCCAGGCUUCCUCACGGCCUGGCCAGCAGACCGCACCAGGGACCCCUGUGCCAUGCGGGGCCUGCUGCUGGUGCAUCCGGUCAGCCCCCAGGACAUCAUUUGGCUCUGGAGACACCUCCGGGGCCCAGAGCUCCAGUGCUGAACCUCAAAGCUGAGCGGGGCAGGGAGGGGCUGCCCUGGCCUGAGGCCCCCAAACCCUCCCCCGCCAAGGAUGGGCGGACUAGACAAGGUGACACUCUUCUUUGAUUUGAAAAAUAUGUCCUCCCUGCUCUGAG